Molecule: messenger RNA, 2439 nt
Organism: Dalotia coriaria
Lineage: Eukaryota; Metazoa; Arthropoda; Insecta; Coleoptera; Staphylinidae
Product: intraflagellar transport protein 70A-like
Exons: 9
Coding region: 100-2055 (651 amino acids)
Biological process (GO): intraciliary transport
Cellular component (GO): intraciliary transport particle B; axonemal microtubule
Molecular function (GO): protein binding; intraciliary transport particle B binding
Source: RefSeq, a predicted model, not a curated record
GUAUGUAUUUCGUUGCCAUAGUAACAAUCAUUCUGAAAUGUACACAUCAGUGUCCUGGUUGUGGCUGACAGAAAUCGAAAUAGAUUCUUCUUUAUAAUCAUGUUUUCUGCUAAUAUUGUAAUAAACGAUGGCGAUUUUACCAAAACAAUUUAUACCAUGAUUAAGGAAGGGCAACAUGCAGAAGCCAUCAAAAUUCUACAUGGCAUUCCGGAAUCGAAUACUUGUCAAGCUGGAUUAUCCCUGCUGGCAUAUUGCUAUUUUCAUGUUCAGGAUUUUAGCAAUGCCGCAACUUACUACGAACAGUUGACACAGCUUUUUAUGGAUAAUAAUGAUUAUAAGAUUUAUUACGCGCAAUCUUUGUAUCAAGCUUGUUUGUAUGAUGAAGCUUAUAAAGUUUCAGAAACUAUCAUUGAUGAAGAAUAUGCUCCAAGGGUGACAAAGUUACAAGCUGCCAUUAAAUAUGGACAAGAAGAUUUGACAGUUGCAAAACAUUUGGUUGAUUCUUGUAGUACCGAAGAUCCUGAUACAGAAGUGAAUUUAGGGUGUUUGUUGUAUAAAGAUGGUCACUACGAGGAGGCUUUGAGCAAGUUUAUGACUUCAUUACAGAAUAUUGGUUUUAAACCGUUUUUGAGUUACAAUGUUGCCUUGUGCCAUUAUAGACUUAAAGAAUACGGUCCUGCACUUAGAAAUUGUGCUGAUAUCAUUGAGCGGGGAAUUAGGGAUCAUCCUGAAUUAAGUGUCGGAAUGCAAACUGAAGGUAUCGAGGUGCGAUCAGUUGGAAACACUCUUACCUUACAUGAAACAGCUCUGACUGAAGCAUUUAAUUUGAAGGCAGCUAUUGAAUAUCAAAUGAAGAAUUUGGAUGCUGCCAGAGAAGCUUUAACUGAUAUGCCACCUCGUGCUGAAUAUGAAUUGGACGCGGUGACUCUUCACAAUCAAGCUCUAAUGAAUAUCGAUCAGAACCCCGCUGAAGGUUUUGAAAAGUUACAGUUUUUAUUGCAGCAGAAUCCGUUUCCUCCGGAGACAUUCUCAAAUUUGUUGUUGCUGUAUUGUCAGCAUGAAUGUUAUGAUUUAGCUGCAGAUAUACUUGCUGAGAAUGCACACUUAACUUAUAAAUAUUUAACUCCAUACCUUUAUGAUUUUCUGGAUGCAAUCAUAACUCAACAAACAUCUCCUUCGGAAGCGUAUCAAAAGUUGGAUGAUCUAGCAAAUCGUCACACAGAAGUGCUAAGAAAACUUACCAAGCAGGUUCAAGAACACCGCAACAACAACGAUACCGAAAUGGUAAAGAAAACCGUCAUGGACUACGAAGAAUGUUUGGAUCGUUAUAUCCCAGUGCUGAUGGCCCAAGCAAAAAUAUACUGGGAGAUGGAAAACUAUCCACAAGUGGAGAAAAUUUUCCGCAAAAGCGUGGAAUUUUGCAAUGACAAUGACACGUGGAGACUUAACGUAGCACACGUGCUAUUCAUGCAGGAGAACAAGUUCAAAGAAGCUACCGGUUUCUACGAGCCAAUUGUAAAGAAACACUACAAUGAUAUUCUGAACGUCAGCGCAAUUGUAUUAGCAAAUUUAUGUGUCUCCUACAUAAUGACAUCACAAAAUGAAGAAGCUGAGGAAUUGAUGCGAAAAAUCGAAAAAGAAGAGGAUCAGUUGGCCUAUGAAGAGCCAGACAAGAAAUAUUUUCAUCUGUGCAUUGUUAAUUUGGUAAUUGGCACUUUGUAUUGUUCUAAAGGCAAUUAUGAAUUUGGAAUCUCGCGAAUUAUGAAGUCUUUGGAGCCGUAUAACAAGAAAUUGGGCACGGACACAUGGUUCUACACUAAACGUUGUUUUCUCAGCAUGAUUGAGAAUUUAUCAAAACAUAUGAUUGUUUUGCGGGAUGAAGUUAUUCAAGAGUGUAUUAGUUUCCUGGAGAGUUGCGAAAUGUAUGGAAAAGGAGUUAAAACAGUGGCUGUAUCACCGUUUACUGAAGAAGAUGACACACCGAACGGACAGCAAACGGUUACCUUCGAAGCGCGUGCAAUGAAAGCUCUUCUUCUUAAAUUGCAAACCUAUUAAACAAAUAGCACAAUUACAUGUGAGUUUCUUUUUAUAAGUUCUAUAUUAAUGUAACAAACGAAAACAACUACAAGUCUCAUGUUACAAUUUCAUAGUAACAUAACAUUCCAUAAAAAUGAGUAUUAUUAUUACAGGUAAUGAUGUAAACUGCAUGUACUACUUCAGUAAAUAGAGAAAAGGCUUGUUCGACUGUAGGUGAAGAAACGUAUUCGUUCAUAGUAUUGCACUGUGUCUAAUAUGAAAUAUUCAACUGUGGCACUCAGCAUGCAUUGUUCAAAAUUGAUAAAAAAUGUAUCACCGUUCUCUUCUUCUUUUUGUCCUAGAGUUAAGUAAGUGUAUCACUAUAAUUCAAUUUGUUCAAUAAAAAAAGCAAGUUUAAAACUA